Messenger RNA from Piliocolobus tephrosceles (Ugandan red Colobus), 2693 nucleotides. Its product is annotated as E3 ubiquitin-protein ligase ARIH2-like. Lineage: Eukaryota; Metazoa; Chordata; Mammalia; Primates; Cercopithecidae. Gene Ontology annotation, molecular function: zinc ion binding. The record is from RefSeq and is a predicted model, not a curated record. The transcript is spliced from 4 exons. The coding region runs from base 1686 to 2576 and encodes 296 amino acids.
GUCCUGCCUGGGUGGCAGGUGCUGGGAGAGAAGCUCUGGGUUCCCUGGAGCUCAGCAUCCACCCCGGGCCCAAUGCUGGAGGUGUGGACUUACCACGACCAUCUCUGUGGGUCACGGCAUCACGGCCCCGGCGGCCACAGCGAGGCUUCCUGCCCGAGGCAGCACCUGCAGCGCUCCGGUCAGCAAAUACGUUUGCCUCACGGUUUCCACACCAGCAUGUUCCUGCGGCGGCCGGGGAGACAGGACUCAGGGCUCUGUGCUGACUCCAGGCUGGUGUGUCCCACGGACGGGUGUGACUGCUCUGAGCCCAGCACAUGUGAAAGGCACUCCAGGAAACUGAGGAGGAACUGGGGCCAGGGGCAGCAGUGACGCUCACACCACCAGGCCACCACACAAGAGCCCCAGGCAGCUGCAGCGUCCCGGAGGCGCUGAGCACGGGCAGCCCGGGCCCUCCCCAAGGGACAGUUAAUGUUCUUUUGGUUUAAGGAGAAAGUGUCAGUGGGGACCUUGCUCUCCACACAAGACCCCUCCAGGCACAGGCGGUGCCCCCUCCCCGGCCACACGCACAGUGCAGUCUCCUGUCUGCAGCCUCCCGGCCGGGCUGCACCCCCCAGCCUCCCGGAGCGCACUCUCUGUGCCGGCGGGACACAGAGGCACCAGAGCAGCAGAGAAGUCGGGGCCGCGGGAAAGGGAAGGCCGCACUCUGCAGGCCAGUGCAGCUCCCACGCUGCGAACCGAAGACACCGUAAGGGGAAAGGGCAGGGAUUCGACCCGGCGAAGGAACGCGAUUCAUGGCACGGAGUCCAGAGGCCCUCACCCAUCUGGAGGCAUGUUCCCUGUACGGCAGGACAAGGUCUCGCCCUGGCUGGCUUCUCUGGGCCACCGGGGUGGGGGCCAAGGAAGGAUGGGCCUGGGGCUCCGUGUUUGUGCUGGGGCAAGUUUCAGUUUCCUUCUCCUCUGCAGAACAUUUCUGAGAACUCCCCGCCCUCUCCUUCCUGUGUGGGUGCUGGAGGGGGAAGGGGGACUGGGAAAUCCUGGGGGGUGAGGAAGGGGCCCCAAAGGGGAAGCCCACGGCCCUUUCCCCUGUCCCCCUCUGGGCACUGCCCCUGCCCUGCAUGGCCCUGGGGGGUGGGCUCCAGCCACUGCCCCUCCCGCCCCCACGGCUGGCCCUGGGGCUGCAGGUGGGGAGACAGUCCCGCAUGCAGUGCAGAGCACAGGGAGGCAAGCAAACGACGCCACUCCCCCAAACCGAAAAUUCCUCUUCUGGAGACAGGCAGGCAGGAGAAGCCUGGGAAAGCCUGGCCCUGACCUUGGCUUCUGCCUGAGAGAGGGACUCCCCACUGCACUGGCCUGGAGGCGGCACUGCCUGGGGGACCCUCCCCUCCCUGGUGCCUGGAGCUCACCAAGCGUCCCCUUCAGUUAUCAGGGUUGACAUCCACCCCAACUUUGCCCCAUUUCCCUAGCAGGAAGGCCACUGGGACCAUUGUCCUGAUCAGAGAUGGGGUGCACCCCCUGGGGGCCCCCUUCCUGGCAGCCCUUGGGGUGGGGUGGCCCAGGCAGCUCCCCCAGUGGGCGGGACAGGGGUGGGUAGGGGUGGGGCUGGAGACUGAGCUGCUGGCUGCUCCUGCCAGCUGUGGAGAGUGCAAGGCCAGACCGCAGCCCCAGGGCCCCCAAGCCAGCUCCCCAUGAGCCAUAGCGCCCCUGAGCCCCCGCUCAAGUUCGUGCAGGGCAAAGAUGAGAUAACUGGGGACGAGUAUGAUGGUGUGGACAGGGUGGAGAUGAGCUGUGGGCAUGCAGUGGACCCAGAGAACCUGAAGCUCUGGUGCCGCCAGCUGAUAAAACAGGGCAAGUACACACUCCACUGCCCUGCGGAAGUAAAGGGGAAGAAGUGUGGGGCCCAGUGGCUCUACCCGGAGGUACGCCGCUGCACCCAGCUGAGCGAAUCUGAGCAGCAGGAGUUUGAAGAAGGACUUGCCCAGGCUGCAACGAGACACUACUGCAACCUGAAAGUGUGCCCAGGCUGCAGGAGCCUUGUGGAGCGGAAGGAUCCAGCUGAGCUUCGGGUCCAUUGCACAGUCUGCUGCGCCAUACGGGGUGUGCCCUACGACUUCUGCUGGCAGUGCAUGCAGGCCUGGAAAGGGCCUAUGUUGUCCUCGAACCGUUGUGGCAAUGAGGACUGCAGGGACCCGAUCCUGCACAUCCUCGCUACCUGUGCCACCAAGGACCUCCCAGACAGCUUGAUCCAAGGCUGCCCUUCCAUCCGGGCCUGCCCCGAGUGCGGGCUGCUCAUCGAGCACAAGGAGCGCUGCAAGUACGUGACAUGUUCCCGGUGCGACACGAAGUUCUGCUUCGCCUGCCUGGAGACGGCUCAGGCCUGCGAGGCUGCCAAGCCAGCCAGCUGGUUUAAGUGGUGCGCCAAGCCCCUGGCCCCACGGCAAAGCCGUGUUCCUGUGUGGGGCCCAUACCAACAGAGAUUGCUGUUGCAAGGCCAGCCUCUUGAGUUGGAAACUUUUCAACCGAGAGUUGUUUUUGCCCAGCAGCCAGUGGCGAAUGAGGGGAGAUGUUUGAUUUUAUGAAUAGCAUAAAGCAGGCUCUACUCAGUGCUCCCACCUCUGCCUUUCCUGCCUCAGCCUGAAACGUCCUUCCCCUGCCUUGUGUCACCAGCCUUUUCAGAAACAGAGCUGCUGUGAGGA